AUGUGUAAACUUAAAUGGCUGCAAAAGAUAGUUAAUUGCUGUCCAUAUCUUCAAUAUUUGCUGGAUGCACAAAGUACAACAAAGUUUAAUAUUACUGAUGAAGAAAUAACAAUUGAAAGUCAAACUAAUCAUACAGAUGACAUUAUUGAGGUUGUCGAGAAUCCUACAUGCAUCAAUUUAGAAAUAUCAAUUAUGAAAUUUUUUUCAGAAUUAUCUGCAAAAGCUAACAUUACUUUGUGUAACUCACAAAUUAUAAUGGAAAAUAUGAUUGGAGUUAUUAAUGACAUAUCACUUUUUGGUUCACAACUACUUAAAGAUCUGAUAAUCCCGUUAAAUUUAGCGCAGGAUAAUACAAUUAUCAAUGAAGCUUUAAUGAAAAUGCUAAACAUUAGUAAUAUAACAAAUAACAUUGAUACAAUUUAUAAAAGAGAGAAGUGGUUAGUGGAUAAUGGUUUUUUUAUAAAACCAAUAGAAAUACCUCUUGGCGUGCGAUUAGAACAAAGAUUUUCAGCUGGUCUAAAGUCAAUGCAUUCUGUAACUGUAGAAGAUAAAUGCUAUUUUGUUCCAAUUGAUCAGAUUCUUGCCAAGAUUAUGGAGUCUGUUAUCGAAAAAAUUAUUUUUCCAGUGUGCAGUCCUAGUUCGAUUCCAACAAGAGUUAGAGAUUUCUUUGACACACGCAGAUUUCACAAUCAUCCUUUUCUCCAAAAAUUUCCAAAAACGUUUUUACUACAUUUUUUUAUUGAUGCAUUUGAAGUCACAAAUGUGUUAGGAAGUCACACGAUUGUCCAUAAACUUGAGGCUUUAUACAUGCAAGUUCGAAAUGUUUUGCCAGAAUAUCAGUCUAAGACAGACAGCAUUUAUUUGAUUGGACUGUGGUAUGCUUUAGAUGCACAUAUUACAAGCUACUCGUAUGACAAUGUUUUAAAAAAUGUUUUGUGUCAGCUUCAAGAAUUAGAAAGAGCACAUUCUUUAUUUGGUUUUAUGGAAAGUUUUCGUGCAACAUAUUUUUGUCGUUUUUGUAAAUGUACUCAAACUGAAUUGCAAGAAACCUUUAGGUCAAUAGCUUUUGAAAAGCGAACAAAAGCUGACUACAAUCGGUGUAUAGUUGAAUCUCAACCAACUGAUUAUGAUCCUUCUAAAACUGGCAUAAAACAUGGUUGUUCUUUUAACUGUCUCAACUGGUUUCACUGUGUAGAACAAAGUGCUGUUGAUUACAAAAAUAGCAAACCACCAGAAAUAAAUCUUCAAAAUAUACGCAUUCAAGCUGCUGAAUCAUGGUGCCUAAUACGGAAUUUGCCUCUCAUGAUCGGAAAAUAUAUUCCAGAUGAAGAACCCCACUGGAAACUUUUAAUUCUGUUAUUACGUUGUUUAGAUAUUAUUUUUGCUCCAGCAAUUACAGAUGGUCUUAUUACUCAGCUUGAAUUUUUAAUUGAAGAGCAUCAUUGCUACUUUAAAUCAGUUUACCCAGAAAACAGGUUAAUCCCAAAGCAUCACUUUAUGCUGUAUUAUCCAGAGUGUAUGGCUAAGUUUGGACCUUUGAGUAGAUAUUGGUGUAUGCGAUUUGAGGCAAAACAUUGUUUUGCUAAAGAACUUUCUUCAGUUAUAUGUAACUUUAAAAACAUCUGUUACUCUGUCAUGCAUCGAUACCAAUUAAAACUUGCUAAUUGCUUAUUUAGUCGGUCAUUAUAUUCAGAUAUUAAACAGCUGGGUAAAUGUGAUAAAGUUAUUAUUGGAAAUUUGCAUGUGGAAAUCGGAAGCAUCAUAUGUGAAUCAUUAAACUUGAAUAUAUUUGAUGAAGUUUAUGUUUCUUGUUCGAUUACUUUUGGAUCAUAUCUAAUCAAAUUAGGUUGCAUUUUGUGUCAUGAUGUAGUAGAAGGUUAUCCACAAUUUGGAGAGCUGCUCUGUAUUGUUUAUAUUGCACCUAAAUCUUUUUUGGUGCUGAAUCCACUAGAAACAAUAAAUUUUAAUGAGCAUUUUUAUGCUUAUGUGGUACAAAGAAAUGAAAUUUUGUGUAAAAAUAUUGUUAUCAAUGCAGAUAGUUGUAAAGAUUAUCAUCCUUAUAACAUUACUAACUUAUGUGACCAAAUGUUUAUCGGCACACGUUACAGAAUUUUUUAA
This is a messenger RNA of Hydra vulgaris (swiftwater hydra), 2118 nucleotides long. Lineage: Eukaryota; Metazoa; Cnidaria; Hydrozoa; Anthoathecata; Hydridae. The record is from RefSeq and is a predicted model, not a curated record.